Limulus polyphemus (Atlantic horseshoe crab) is the source of this 2197-nucleotide messenger RNA. Its product is annotated as soluble guanylate cyclase 88E-like. NCBI's taxonomy places the organism in Eukaryota, Metazoa, Arthropoda, Merostomata, Xiphosura, Limulidae. Gene Ontology annotation, molecular function: oxygen sensor activity; guanylate cyclase activity. Gene Ontology annotation, biological process: cGMP biosynthetic process; nitric oxide-cGMP-mediated signaling; response to oxygen levels. Gene Ontology annotation, cellular component: guanylate cyclase complex, soluble. The annotation marks the transcript as partial. The transcript is spliced from 9 exons. The record is from RefSeq and is a predicted model, not a curated record.
CUAAUGAGCCAUACAAACUGUAUUUUUGAGCUGAUAUCCAUCAAACCAGUGAAAGGAAAACCUGAAAAAAAUAGAGAAUAUCUUGUCAAAACCCCCAUCAUGGCACAGGUUACUGACUUAGAGGAUGAAGAAGAAAAUCCGGAGGAUAAGCUAUUGCAUCUCAAGGGCCAAAUGUUGUUUAUGAAAGAAUGGACCUACAUGGUUUACUUAGCCUCUCCCGAAAUGCGAGACUUGGACAGCAUGAUACAAACAGGUCUCUACAUCAAUGACCUCAGUAUGCAUGACUUCAGCAGAGACAUGGUUCUCGCUGGACAACAACAGUCUGCGGAACUCAAGUUAGCCUUGGAUCAGGAGUUACAGAAAAGUAAUCAGCUGGAAGAGUCCAUGAAAAAAUUGGAUAUAGAAAUGAAAAGAACAGACGAGUUGUUGUACCAGAUGAUUCCCAAACAAGUUGCUGAUAGGUUAAGAAAAGGAGAAGCUGCCGUCGAUACUUGUCAGGAUUUUGAUUGUGUAACGAUCCUGUUUAGUGACGUGGUUACCUUUACGGAGAUUUGUAGCCGGAUCACUCCAAUGGAAGUUGUAUCGAUGUUAAACUCCAUGUACAGUAUGUUCGACCAGCUGACGGAGAAACACAAAGUUUACAAGGUGGAAACUAUUGGUGAUGCGUACAUGGUUGUAUCCGGUGCACCAGACUUGGAUAAAAAACAUGCUGAAAACAUUUGUGACAUGGCUUUAGACAUGGUGAAUGUUAUUGGAGGUUUAAAGGACCCAUCAACGGGCCAAAGUCUUCGCAUCCGUGUUGGUGUCCAUUCCGGAAUGGUGGUCGCAGGAGUUGUUGGUCUCAAAAUGCCGCGUUAUUGUCUAUUUGGAGAUACCGUUAAUACAGCAUCUCGGAUGGAAAGUACCAGUGAGGCCUUAAAGAUACACAUCAGUGAGAAAACAAAGGAGCAACUAAACGACAAUGAAUGGGACAUCUCGGAUCGCGGAACCAUUACCGUUAAGGGAAAGGGAGAGAUGAAGACUUACUGGCUUCAUGGAAGAAAAGGUGCAAAACGACCGGUAAGAGAACAGCCCAAAGUUUUCCAGAGCGAACUCCACACUGGGACCAAAGCUACGAAGCCAGGUCAGGACGACAAUCGUUCUUUAUACUCUCCAGUUUCUCUAGACGAAGUUGUUAGACUGUCUCCUUCGCCACUCUCCCAGUCCGUCUCUAAUAACGAUAAUACACCUGUAGUCGAAACUUCGGAUGCGACGACACUACCUUCAAAUUUCAAGCAUGGAGGAGGAACAAAAGUAGCACCCUCUACUUCCCAGUCCGUCUCUAAUAACGAUAAUACACCUGUAAUCGAAACUUCGGAUGCGACGACACUAUCGUCAAAUUUCAAGCAUGGAGGAGGAACAAAAGUAGCACCCUCUACUACGGGACCAGUGUUGCUAUCUGUUUCAAACCACCACCAUUCCUAUCCGGCCAAUCAGCAACGAUUUAACAAAGUACGAUUUGCCAAUAGAGUUGUUGAAACGAAACAGGCCUGGGAUAAAGAGCCCGUUUAUCCGGCCACUAAUGGGAGGAUGUUACAUCCCCACUGUACUUGUCAUCACCAUUGUCAUGCAAUAAACAACAGUGGACAUCACCACAGACAUGCUAGUCACAUUGCCUACCCUCUUAUGUAUCAGGAUAGUCAGAUUAAGAACCACGGGCGAGGAAGCAUUCCCCUGCUUACUAAUGAAGCAGAUCUUAACUGCUGCUUUAAUAUUCGCCCACCGGGCGAAAAGUCGACCAGAAGCAACACGUGUUCCAUUCUCUAACUUUUCUAUGUCUAUAGGCCUAUAUAUGAAGACUUGAUUUAAAAAACAACAACAAUAUAUAUUAUAAAAUAUUUUAGCAUUUCCACAUACAUAAUUAGAGCGUCCGACUCUAUAAAACAUGGACAUUUAAGUAUACUAACGACAAUACACCUGAAAUGUAUCUUUCCUCCUUAAUAAUAAACCAACGGAAAAAGUGAACUUAAUAUGUAAUAAGCAAAAUAUAGUUUCAGCACAUCACAGUCUAAACGGAGAAUAUUAUUUUGCUUUGAAUCAUUGAGAUGUCCCUCCACCCAGUGGCUCAGAAGUAUGUCUGCGGACUUACAAACCUAGAAACCGGGUUUCGAUACCCGUGGUGGGUACAGCACAGGUAGCCCUUCGUGUCACUUUGUGC